AUGUCACUAAAGUUGGCAGUAAAGAAGGAAAAAAUUCCACAUGGUACUGGCACAGACAAACAAGUACUACGUGAGCAGAUAAGAAAUAUGCUUGUCAAUGCUGGCUGGACGAUUGAUUAUAGGCCAAGAAGAAACAGAGACUAUCUAGAUGCAGUUUACAUUAACCCCAGUGGGACAGCAUAUUGGUCGAUCAUUAAGGCUUAUGAUGCGCUUCAAAAGCAGUUGGAGGAAGAAGGUGAUAAUACCAAACUUGGCUGGAAAGUAUCAGAUGACUUGCUCAAUAAAUUAACGAGACAAACCCGAAAGAAGAUGGAGAAGGAAAUGAAGAAGAAGAGAAGAGAUGAUGGUCGGAGAAAGAAUGCAAAGGAAGCUGCUCGGAAAAAGCCUACGGAGGGCAUGGACAGCGAUCAGCAUGAAGAGACACUUAGUGUUUAUAUGAAGCAGAAUGGCAAGUCAUUGAAAGGCAGAUUGCAGGAAGCAGAUCAUAUGUGUGGGGAUGAUUUGAAUGAUAAUCUUUACAAAACAACAUUCCAGCAAAACAGGGCUGAAAAACCAUCUACUUCAACUGAUUCUCAUACGAUUCAACAGAGAAAAAGCAGAAUAUUAGGCAGAUGCACUUUGUUGGUUCGCAGUUCUGACAAGGGACAAAAUCCUGAAACUGAAGGUUAUGUUCCAUAUACUGGAAAGCGAACCUUAUUGUCCUGGUUGAUUGACUCUGGAACAGCAAAAUUGAGUGAAAAAGUGCAGUAUAUGAACCGCAGACAAACAAAAGUAAUGCUGGAGGGAUGGAUCACAAGAGAUGGCAUCCACUGUGGUUGCUGUAGUAAAAUCCUUACGGUUUCGAAGUUCGAGAUUCAUGCUGGUACCAAAAAGGGUCAGCCAUACCAGAACAUAAUUUUGGAGUCCGGGACUUCCCUGUUGCAGUGUCAGAUAGAUGCAUGGAAUAGACAGGAGGAUUCCGAACGCCAAGGUUGUCACUUUGUAGAUGUUGAUGGUGAUGAUCCAGAUGACGAUACUUGUGGCAUUUGUGGUGAUGGUGGGGAUUUGAUCUGUUGUGAUGGUUGUCCAUCAACAUUUCAUCAGAGUUGUCUAGAUAUACAGAUGCUUCCCCCUGGUGAUUGGCACUGUCCAAAUUGUACAUGCAAAUUUUGUGAGACUGCUGGUGGGAGUGAGCCUGAAGAAAGUAAUAGAACUGUCGGGUCACUUCUCACAUGCGGCCUUUGUGAGAAAAAAUAUCACGAAUUUUGCUGUCAGAAGAGGGAUUCUCUACCUGCUGAUCCCAAUAACGCAUCCACUUCCUUUUGUAGCAAGAAGUGCCAAGAGCUGUUUGACCGUUUGCAGAAUCUUCUUGGGAUCAAACAGGAAUUGGAAGCAGGAUUCUCAUGGUCUCUCAUUCAUCGAACAGAUCUAGACUUUGAUGCAUCGCACCGUGCAUUUCCUCAACGUGUGGAAUGCAAUUCUAAGCUUGCUGUUGCACUGUCUGUCAUGGAUGAGUGUUUUUUGCCAAUUGUUGACAGGAGGAGUGGGAUCAAUUUGAUUCAUAGUGUUCUCUAUAAUUGUGGAUCAAACUUCAGUCGGUUGAAUUAUAGUGGCUUUUAUACAGCAAUUUUGGAGAGGGGUGACGAAAUAAUAUCUGCAGCAUCCAUCAGGAUCCAUGGGACUCAUCUAGCGGAGAUGCCAUUCAUUGGGACCCGCAAUGUAUAUAGACGCCAAGGGAUGUGCCGUCGGCUAUUGUGUGCUAUUGAAAUGGCCCUUGGGUUUCUCAAAGUUGAAAGAUUGAUUAUUCCUGCUAUUGCUGAACACAUGCAUACUUGGACUGUGGUUUUCGGUUUCCAUCCUCUCGAGGAACCAGACAAACAAGAAAUCAAGUCAAUGAACAUGUUGGUGUUUCCCGGCACAGAUAUGUUACAGAAGCGGCUAGUGAAACAAGAAGUCGCUGGAAACAUAGUUGCCAACUCAGCUACAAAGACCAUUGAAUUGAAAGAAAAUCUUCCGUUGCACGAUAUGAUGAAAAAAUCUGACAUGGAAUCCUCUGCCAGGCAUGGUUGCCACAGACGUGAUGAUGCCGGGUUGCACCAUUUAACUAAUAACAAUGACAGUAAUGUAAUGAUUAGUUCCUUAGAUGCUUCUUGUGAAUCUAAACUUCAAUUCUCUAGCAAGGAGACUAUUUCCAUCAGAUCUCAGUCAGUGAACAAGCAAUCCGAAUCCACUGCUGACUUAAAGUGCAUCUCUCCCUCCGGUACAAGUUCUGCCAUUCUUGAGAUGGAAACCCCUGGGUUAGAUCCUCUGGUUAGAGAUGAUAUUCAGUCUUCUGCAGAGGUUGUCAUGGGUGAUGCUCAUGAAGCAAAUGCCAAAGCUUCUUGUGUGGGACCUGUUGAUUCUUUAGGCGGAACUUCUGCAAGGAGCACAGCUGAGGAGGCCAAUGGAAACCAGAAUCCUCUUUCUGGUUCUACUUUCUGUACUGCUGCUGAGAGUACCAAGCAAUUUACCUUUGAUUCGGAUCAUCAGGGUGCAGUUGAAAUGGAAAGCAAGUUGCAUAAUAUUCAGUCUUCUGUGGAGGGUCCUGAGGGUGGUGCUCGUGUAGUGAAUGUGAAAGAUGCUCGUGUUGAACCUAUAACUAGAUCUUUGUUAGAAAUUUCUGGACAGAGUACUACAGAAAAAGUUAAUGAAAAGCAAAAUUCUGCUCAUAUGGAAAAUGAAUUACACGAGUCUUCAGAACUUGUUUCUGAUGUUGAAGUUGCUUCUAAUGCAAAACCUCGAAUUGAAUGUAACACCCAGUCUUCUGCUGUGAGUGAUGUGGAUGAUGGUUGCAAAGGCCACAUCAAAGAAGAUUAUAUUGAACCAGCUCUUAACCCUGUAGAAGAUAUUUCUGCACAGAAUACUACCGAAGAAAUCAAAGAAAAUGAGAAUCCUGUUUCUGCCUCUAGUUUUUGUGGUACUGAUGAAGCUACCAUGACAUCUAACUCUGAUCUGAAACAUCUUAGUCCAGUUGAAGUGGAAAUUGAAUUACCUGUAGCUUCAGAAUUCGAUGAGAAACAGAAUCCUGUUUCUGUUCCUGCUUCUCAUGCUGCUGUUGAGAGUGCCAUGCAAUUCAAUGCUGAUUUAGAUUAG
Ilex paraguariensis (yerba mate) is the source of this 3111-nucleotide messenger RNA. NCBI's taxonomy places the organism in Eukaryota, Viridiplantae, Streptophyta, Magnoliopsida, Aquifoliales, Aquifoliaceae. The record is from the annotation of a GenBank genome assembly.